AUGCCUAAACCCGGCCGGGGACGCGGGAACUCGAGUGUGGCCUCGAGGCAGUCCCGAAGCACUUCAACUGGCCGCGUGAUAAAAGGUGCCAAGACGAACAACGCCGCCAUCCUAACCUCACCAGCGGGCCAAGAUGGAAUCAACUCUAAUCUGCUCCAUGCCAACACCAACAUCCGUCCAAUUGUACCGAUACGUAGCCCCGUUCGUACGAGAGGCAUGUUGAGCAAAAGUGGCCAGAAGAACCAGAGACACGUACACUCCGCUCAUGACAAUGACGACAUCAGCAUCAGCAGCGUUGAUGACGGUGACGACGACGACGGCUCAACAAGCAAGUCGAAGAAACGUAGCGGCGCUACUACUACGGCGGCGAAGGAAAAAAGACCUCCGCCGAUAUUCGUCAUCGACACAAUAGCCGACAGCGUGGACGAGCUAUUGGAAGGGCAAGAAUACAGCUUGAAGAUUGGUACUCAUGUGUUGUACCUGUUGUACUUUGAUCGUGGUGCUGUAAAAAUUCAGGACCUUCGACGGAACAAGACUCUGGACGGAUUCUGGGUUACCUGGAGAUUCUACUCCAAGAAUCCGGCUGAUACAGCACAAUGUCAUCGUUGCCAGCGCUUUGGCCACGGUUCUCGCCACUGUAACCUGCCACCAAAGUGUGUGAAGUGCGGCGAAGAACACUUUACCGAGAGGUGUACUUUGCCCCGCAAGACGAGCUUGGGCGAUAACGACAACACUCAAAAACAUAAGUCCCUUGUGAAGUGUGCCAACUGCCAAGGUAACCACACGGCAAACUAUCGUGGGUGUGCCGCAAGGAAAAACUACAUCGAGGAGCAAGAGAAAAAGAAGCAGAAAUCUGCUGCAUCGAAGCAACCUCUGCAGUCUACGAGAGCUACGCCUGUACCUAAACCAACGGUUCCACCAGGGUGGGGUCGCUCGUACGCAAGUGUGACUGCUGCUGGGAGUGGCACUGCUGCAGAACAAUAUGCCGUCACCGGCGAAAAUCUAUUCACCUUGCCAGAGUUCUUCUCCCUGGCUGGUGAGAUGAUGACCCGCUUUCGAACCUGCCGGAACAAGGCGGAACAAUUCCUGGCUCUUAGCGAGCUAAUGAUGAAAUACAUCUACCACCCGUGA
Messenger RNA from Culex pipiens pallens (northern house mosquito), 1131 nucleotides. RefSeq lists its product as uncharacterized. The transcript is spliced from 3 exons. Bases 1 to 1131 code for a protein of 376 amino acids. NCBI's taxonomy places the organism in Eukaryota, Metazoa, Arthropoda, Insecta, Diptera, Culicidae. Gene Ontology annotation, molecular function: nucleic acid binding; zinc ion binding. The record is from RefSeq and is a predicted model, not a curated record.